GUUUGUCUGUUGUGAUUUUUUGGAUUUUUUCUAUAAUUAGUUUCUUUCGAUAUAUUUGUAUAGCUUGCACUUGCAAUGAUUUGAUCAAGUCAAAGCGUGAAAAUAAAUUAUUGCUGCAUCACAACUAAAAAAGUAUAUAAAUAGCCUACUUACCAGUGAGUGAAGUGAAGGACUGAAGGUGUCAACAACUUUGAAUGGUCAGAAUACUUAAUGAAGAAUAUGCUGUUUCAAUAAGCAGGGAGACAAUAUCUAAACACCAACAGGACUAGUGACUGCAUGAGGCACAGCUUCGCAGAUUCUGGCAGCAGACUUCUGAACCUGUACAGCCCUCUCAGCCUUCCUAACGCGCGCUGCGAAGCAUGUGUAACAAUGUCAGAGAUGAAAGAGCAUUUGAGGAAGAUAGUCACACGCUUUUUGCAGAAUCGUGAGCCGUAUCAAGUCUUUAGUUUGGAUGAGGAAUGAAAAUAGAACUCAGGCAUAAGAAAUAAGAACCAAUUGCCAAACGAGUCCUAAUUUGGAUUGUACGUAGGACAACACCUCCCUCCACGGAAUGAAAAUAGAAGAUCUCGGGCAUAAGAAAUAAGAACCAAUUGCCAAACGAGUCCUAAUUUGGAUUGUACGUAGGACAACACCUCCCUCCACGGAAUGAAAAUAGAAGAACUCAGGCAUAAGAAAUAAAAACCUAUUGCCAAACGAGUCCUAAUUUGGAUUGUACGUAGGACAACACCUCCCUCCACGGAAUGAAAAUAGAAGAACUCAGGCAUAAGAAAAAAGAACCAAUUGCCAAACGAGCAAUCCUAAUUUGGAUUGUACGUACAAAAGAGGAGAUGACAACACCUCCACGGUAAUACCUUGAACUUAUAGAAAUAACGGACUAAAGAUUCAUAUGAAAAUGAAACAUUACCAAUAAAACUCCUGAUUUUUGACUAGAUAUUCUAAUAAUCUGACUUUCACAACUAUAGAAAGUGCAAAGCUAAAAAUGCCAAAGCACUCCAAAGAGUUUUUUCUUAAGUGUCCAAUAUGUGGACAAUCAUUAAAAAUGAAAUAUCAAAUGAAGGUUCAUAUAUUAAAACAUACCAACGAACACCCUUAUAAAUGCUUAACAUGCGGUAAAUCAUUUAAUAAGCUGAGUCACGUAAAAAGUCAUUUGUUGACACACUCUGGGAAGUCUCAUAAAUGCAUUACAUGCGGGGAAUACUUUGUAUCCAAAAGCCAAUUGAAAUUGCAUACAAUGGUUCAUACAGGAGAGAGACCUCAUAUCUGCAUUACUUGUGGAAAAUCCUUUGUAUCUAAACACAAUUUGAAAGUACAUACAAUGUUUCAUACAGGAGAACGACCUCAUAUUUGCAUUACUUGUGGAAAAUCCUUUGUAUCUAAAAGCAAAUUGAAAGUACAUACAAUGUUUCAUACAGGAGAACGACCUCAUAAGUGUUCUACAUGUGGAAAAUCCUUUGUAUUAAAAUAUAGUUAUGAAAGGCAUCUAUUAAUUCAUGGCAAUGGACAAAGUACAUUGAAAGUACAUACAAUGGAUCAUACAGGAGAGCAGCCUCAUAAAUGUAUUACAUGCGGAAAAUCCUUUGUAUAUGAAAGCAAUUUGAAAGAACAUACAAAGGUUCAUACAGGAGAGCGACCUUAUAUUUGCAUUACUUGUGGAAAAUCCUUUGUAUCUAAAAGCAAUUUGAAAGUACAUACAAGGGGUCAUACAGGAGAGCGACCUCAUAAGUGUACUACAUGCGGAAAAUCCUUUGUAUAUAAAAGCAGUUUGAAAGUACAUACAAGGGUUCAUACAGGAGAGAGACCUCAUAUAUGCAUUACUUGUGGAAAAUCCUUUGUAUCAACAAGCCGAUUGAAAGAACAUUCAAUGGUUCAUACAGGAGAGCGACCUCAUAAAUGUAUUACAUGCGGAAAAUCCUUUGUAUCUGUAAGCAAAUUAAAGGAACAUACAAUGGUUCAUACAGGAGAGAGACCUCAUAUAUGCAUUACUUGUGGAAAAUCCUUUGUAUCUACAAGCCGAUUGAAAGAACAUACAAUGGUUCAUACAGGAGAGCGACCUCAUAAAUGCACUCCAUGCGGAAAAUCCUUUGUAUCUAAAAGCAAAUUGAAAGAACAUACAAUGGUUCAUACAGGAGAGCGACCUCAUAUUUGCAUUACUUGUGGAAAAUCCUUUGUAUUCAGAAGCAAUUUGAAAAUGCAUACAAUGGAUCAUACAGGAGAGCGACCUCAUAAGUGCACUACAUGCGGGAAAUCCUUUGUAUCUAAAAGUAAAUUGAAAGUACAUACAAUGGUUCAUACAGGAGAGCGACCUCAUAUUUGCUUUAUUUGUGGAAAAUUCUUCGUAUCUAAAAGCAAUUUGAAAUCACAUACAAUGUUUCAUACAGGAGAGCGACCUCAUAUAUGCAUUACUUGUGGAAAAUCCUUUGUAUCUAAAGGCAAUUUGAAAGCACAUAGAAUAGUUCAUACAGGAGAGCGCCCUCAUAAAUGCACUACUUGUGGAAAAUCCUUUGCAUUAAAAAAAAGUUAUAAAAGACAUCUAUUAACUCAUGGCAAUGGACAUCCUUAUAAAUGUAAUACAUGUAAAAAAGCAUUCAAAUCAAAGGAUACUUUGAAAAAACAUAUUUUGGUUCAUACGGGAGAUAAACACAACUGUACUACAGUGGGAACUCCUUCUUAA
Messenger RNA from Macrosteles quadrilineatus (aster leafhopper), 2671 nucleotides. RefSeq names its product zinc finger protein 585A-like. The record is from RefSeq and is a predicted model, not a curated record. Gene Ontology annotation, cellular component: nucleus. Gene Ontology annotation, molecular function: DNA-binding transcription factor activity, RNA polymerase II-specific; RNA polymerase II transcription regulatory region sequence-specific DNA binding. The transcript is spliced from 8 exons. Lineage: Eukaryota; Metazoa; Arthropoda; Insecta; Hemiptera; Cicadellidae. Gene Ontology annotation, biological process: regulation of transcription by RNA polymerase II. Bases 980 to 2671 code for a protein of 563 amino acids.